AUGGUGGGCUACUCCAUCAACGGCCUGCGCACGUCCACGCUGCCGUUCGAGGAGACCGGCACGGCCAGGUCGACGCAGAUGGUGCGCCUCGCGUUCGGCCGCGAGGAGACGACGCGCCUGCUCGAUGCGUGCAAGGAGAACGGGGUGAAGCUUUGCUCGGCCAUGGCUGCGGCGACGUUGCUGGCUGCACGGCAGUCGAAGAAGCUGGACAGUGGCCAGCAGGAGACGUACUCUGUGGCGACCCUGAUCAACUGCCGCCAGUUUCUUGAGCCAGCUUUGGACGAUCACAACGUUGGGUUCUUCUACUCUGCCAUCACCAACACCCACAAGAUACACGGAGAGGAGGGGCUAUGGGAACUGGCCAAGAGGUGCCACGAUUCCUACAUCAGCGCCAAGAACAGCAAGAAGCACCUCACCGACACCGCCGACCUCAACUUCCUCAUGUGCCGGGCCAUCGAGAACCCGCAGCUGACGACGGCGUCGGCGCUCCGGACGGCGCUCGUCUCCGUGUUCGAGGAGCCGGCCACCUACGACGGCCUGUCCGGCCUGCAGAGCAAGGCCGGCGUGGAGGAGUACGUCGGCUGCGCCACCGUGCACGGCAUCGGCCCGUCGAUCGGCGUGUUCGACUCUGUCAGGGACGGGCAGCUGGACUGCGCGUGCAUGUACCCUUCUCCUCUGCAUUCCAGGAAGCAGAUCCAGGAGAUGUUUGACAAGGUGAAGCUGAUUUUGCACGAAGGGUGCAACGCGGGUAUUGAGAAACUAUGA
This is a messenger RNA of Triticum turgidum subsp. durum (durum wheat), 765 nucleotides long. NCBI's taxonomy places the organism in Eukaryota, Viridiplantae, Streptophyta, Magnoliopsida, Poales, Poaceae. The record is from the annotation of a GenBank genome assembly.